AUGCAACAAGAGCAGGACGUCGACUUGUUGCAGCCCCAACCUCCGUGGUCCCAGGUAGGAUCUGGUCCGAUGGGGUGCAAUUUCGACCAGAUUCCCGGCGACCUGGGCGUUACGGGCUCCCAAACGCCAAUCAAUAUCGAUGCCGGUGAGGGUGAAACCCUUCUUGAUAGGAUCUUAGAGGGCAAGGACAGGGAGUGUACCAAGGACCGGAACCCUGCGCUGUGGAUGCGGUCAAUCGAUGGAGACGAGUAUACAGGCCCGUCGUCCGGCAUCUCUACCAUCUCUGACCUCGGAUUGAACUGGGUACGGCAUAAUGUGCCAGACUCGCAAGUUCUCUGCGAAACCAUCCAGGACAUACGAAACGGCGUGCUCAGUCACCUGCGGCAACCCAAAUGCGUCCCGCAAGUUCUGCCACUGGUUGUAUCGGCCCCUUUCAUCUUCCCAGUCCUGGACAGGGCUAAGUUUCUCUCCCAGUUGGAAACAUAUGGAACUAGACAAAGCAUAUCGAAGAACCCGUCAUGGCAGGCCUUGUUGAGUGCGGUGCUAGCAUCCGGCUGUCGAGCUGCACUAUCAGCUGAAACAGCCGAGGCCUUCAAGAAGUCGGGACAGGAAGCUUGGGGUUACUUUCAAAAUGCUCUAUCCUUUGAACCUCGUAUCGCGCAUGGAUCUACAGAUCUCAUGGCAGUUCAGGCCAUUGCCAUCAUGACUAUCUUUGCUCAAGGGCUAUCAGGCCCACAGCGGCUGGAGUACACCUUGAGUUCUAUUGCAGCGCGACUAGCACAGAGCGUGGCGUUGAAUCGUCAUCCAUCUCCACAUUGGAGUCUUAGUGAAGAGGAGCAGAGGGACCACAGCGACAAUUUGCAGCCCCUGAUCAACAGCCAAAUGCACAGUUCCCAGAUCGAGGCUGCAAGGUCAAUGGUACUGCUUACGAAGCAUCUCGACAUUGAGAGCUUCACUCCUGCGUGGCUCGUGUUCUAUUACCCUUUCACCGCCCUCACCACCAUUCUUGUCCACAUCGUAUGCAACCCCCCCGGUGACACAACUCAGAGUGGCAUAGCUCUCAUGGAAACUGUUGUUGGCUUUUUCGGGAGACUUGAAUAUGUCACUUCAGGUGAAGCUGCCUUUACAAAAACGACAGAAUUCGUCCGCCAAGCACGCAACAUACACAGCAGAUACUCCAAAGACAGGGUCCAGGCCAGCCUGCGUGGAUCCAUUCAGGUCCAAGACAACAAUCUCUCAAUAGAGGUGGCCGGACCGUUCUAG
This is a messenger RNA of Clonostachys rhizophaga, 1263 nucleotides long. Lineage: Eukaryota; Fungi; Ascomycota; Sordariomycetes; Hypocreales; Bionectriaceae. The record is from the annotation of a GenBank genome assembly.